CAAUUUCCUCGUCCCCUUAUCGUCUUCCCCUUGCGUAUCACCCAUAACAUCUCAGCUCAGCUUGUAUCGUUCUCUUUGAUCAACUAGACUCGCUCAUAUCCUAUCCAUUGUUUCCUAAUUCACCACACUCGUUUGACACGUCCCUCCUUCACAUCAUCUACCCGUCAAGAUGGUCAUGUGGAUAUACAAACGUGACGGCCGCAAAGAGCACGUAGCAUUCGACAAAGUUACCGCUAGAAUCAAUAAACUAUCAUAUGGUCUCGAUCCCAACUUCAUUGAGCCUGCCGAGAUAACUCAAAAAGUCAUUCAAGGUAUUCACACUGGUAUCACCACUGUCGAACUCGACAAUUUAGCAGCAGAAACAGCAGCAUAUCUCACUACUAAACAUCCCGAUUAUGCUAUCCUCGCCGCUCGUAUUGCCAUUUCCAAUCUUCACAAAGAAACCAAGAAAUCUUUCAGCGCAGUCGUACAUGAUCUUUACAGUUGGGUCAACCCCAAGACUGGUAAACAUGCACCUAUGAUCGCCGACGAAGUCUAUAAAGUAAUCAUGGACAACAAAGACACUUUAGACGCUGCUAUCAUCUACGACCGUGAUUUCGCCUACAAUUACUUUGGUUUCAAAACUCUCGAACGAUCUUACCUUCUUCGUGUCAAUGGGAAAAUUGUCGAACGUCCUCAACAUAUGAUCAUGCGUGUCGCUGUUGGUAUUCACGGUGAUAACAUUGAUAAAGUUCUCGAAACUUACAAUCUCAUGUCUGAACGUUAUUUCACUCAUGCUUCCCCUACUUUAUUCAAUGCCGGUACACCUCAUGCUCAAAUGUCAUCAUGUUUCCUCGUCGCUAUGAGGGAUGACUCCAUCGAAGGAAUCUACGACACUUUGAAAACCUGCGCACAAAUCUCAAAGACUGCAGGUGGUAUCGGUCUUCAUAUUCACAAUAUCCGUGCCAAAGGUUCCUACAUCGCAGGCACCAACGGUUAUUCCAACGGUAUCGUUCCCAUGCUUCGAGCCUUCGACGCUACAGCUCGAUACGUAGAUCAAGGUGGUAACAAACGUCCUGGUGCAUUUGCCAUUUACCUCGAACCUUGGCAUGCCGACAUCUUCGAUUUCCUCGAUCUACGGAAGAAUCAUGGUAAAGAAGAAGUUCGUGCUCGUGAUUUAUUCUACGCCUUGUGGAUCUCAGAUUUGUUCAUGAAACGAGUCGAGUCAGAUGGAGAUUGGACCCUCAUGUGUCCUGCCGAAUGUCCCGGUCUCGCCGAUGUUCACUCUGAAGCUUUCGAAGAGUUAUAUGAAAGAUACGAAAGAGAAGGUAAAGGUCGUAAAACCAUCAAAGCUCAAAAACUUUGGUUCGCAAUUCUCGAAGCUCAAACUGAAACUGGUGGACCUUUCAUGCUAUACAAAGAUGCCGCCAAUGCAAAAUCGAAUCAACAACAUUUGGGAACUAUCAAAUCAUCUAAUCUCUGUACAGAGAUUAUCGAAUAUUCUGCUCCUGAUGAAGUCGCCGUUUGUAACCUCGCAUCUCUAGCAUUACCCGCCUUUGUUGAUAUGGAACGCAGAGUGUACGAUUUUAAGAAAUUACAUGAAAUCACAAAAGUUGUUACUAAAAAUCUCGAUACCGUCAUUUCUCGCAAUUACUAUCCCGUACCCGAAGCUCAUCGAUCAAACAUGCGUCAUCGUCCCGUCGGACUAGGUGUACAAGGUCUCGCCGAUGCUUUUAUGGCUUUACGUAUGCCAUUCGAUUCUCCUGCCGCUCGAGAACUCAACAUACAAAUCUUUGAAACUAUCUAUCACGCAGCUCUGGAAUCAUCUUGCGAGAUGGCACAGGAACGCGGAAAGUACGAAACGUACGAAGGUUCUCCUAUUUCUCAAGGUAAACUUCAAUUUGAUUUAUGGGGAAGGGUUCCUACCGAUUUAUGGGAUUGGACAGAAUUACGUGCCAAUAUCGCUAAACAUGGAGUGAGGAAUUCUCUAUUGGUCGCUCCUAUGCCAACAGCAUCGACCUCUCAAAUUCUAGGAUGGAACGAAUGUUUCGAACCUUACACUUCAAUGUUGUAUGCUCGUCGUGUAUUAUCUGGAGAUUUCCAAGUAGUUUGUCCUUGGCUUUUACGUGAUUUGAUCAAUCUCGGUUUAUGGGACGAUCAUAUGAAAAAUCUCAUCAUAGCUGCUGGAGGUUCUAUUCAAAAUAUACCAAGUAUCCCAGCUGAGCUCAAGGCGAUUUAUAAGACUGUAUGGGAGAUUUCUCAAAAGGCCGUGAUUGAUUUGGCUGCUGAUCGUGGAGCGUACAUUGACCAGAGUCAAUCUCUCAAUAUUCACCUUGCCAACCCAUCAUUCUCUCAACUCACAUCGAUGCAUUUCUACGGUUGGAAACGAGGUCUCAAAACCGGUCUUUAUUAUCUUCGUACCAAACCUUCAGCUCAAGCAAUCCAAUUCACCAUAGACGCUUCAACUUUAAAACAAGCCAAAGCUCUUGCCACAGGUCCGACACCUCUUCCCGUGUCUAAUGGUGAUGUCGAAUCUAUCGUUACACCUCUGCGUCAAGUCAAAAUCGCGACCACUGCGUCUACUGCACUUUCUGCACCUCCUUCUGCCACUUCGUUGAAUAAACGACAAGAUUCUCCUGGUCCGAGUGAAGAAGAAGAAUUGACUUAUGAAGAAGCUAAAAGGAGAGCAGAGGAAAGAGCAGAAGCAGCUUUACAAUGUAGUAUCGAUAAUAAAGAUGCUUGUGUCAUGUGUUCAGGUUAGAGUUGUUGUAAUUUAUUUCUUCUUUACUUUUUACUCUUUGAUGGAUU
Molecule: messenger RNA, 2787 nt
Organism: Tremella mesenterica DSM 1558
Lineage: Eukaryota; Fungi; Basidiomycota; Tremellomycetes; Tremellales; Tremellaceae
Exons: 5
Coding region: 170-2740 (856 amino acids)
Biological process (GO): deoxyribonucleotide biosynthetic process; DNA replication
Cellular component (GO): ribonucleoside-diphosphate reductase complex
Molecular function (GO): ATP binding; ribonucleoside-diphosphate reductase activity, thioredoxin disulfide as acceptor
Source: RefSeq, a predicted model, not a curated record